GUACAAUUGGCCCUAACACGGCAAGGUUAACCCACAAUUCCAAGCCAAGCAACCAGCUUAUUUUGUCUAACCAGCGCCUUUAGAGGUUUUUCUCUUGGUACCCGACCCAAUCAGCAUGGAAUAAUCGCUAUGCGGAUGUUGCACCCGGGCGCAACCUUGCACUCAUUCCCCCGUAGAUGACUUAUAGGUUGCAUGUUUCGCCCAUCCACUGUGUAUUACCGAUCCAUUCAUGGGGUCUCUAAUUCUAGUGCCUAAAAUGGCUCUUGGAUUUCGAGGUUUGGCAGUUACAACACUAUGCAUCGCUCUUGUCACGGUUUUCUGUGUAUGCCCCUUAUAUUUCAUGGGGGAUCCUUAUCCACUGGUCAAGGAAACUCAGAAAAUUCAGAAAGCCGCUUUUACAACACCGCUCACGAUUCAAAAUAAUUACUUUAUCGUCGACUUUACACUGGGAAGCCCUCCUCAGCCGUUUCGCGGGGUUCCUGCGAUUUCCUGGCGCCCGGUUGUGCUAGCACCCGCCAGUUACGAGCUUGAAGAGGAUGUGCAAUAUAUCGAAGAGCAUGGGAAAGAGUACCCACACAAAUACAACUCGAGCCUUUCGUCUACGGCUGUUGUGUCCGAUACGCUCGUCGCGACCGGUGAUCGCAUGCUGCUCAGCGGUGUUGGGAAUAUGUCUUACGAAACCCUCAACGUUGCCGGGAUACAAGCAGCAAAUCAGUCAUUUGUGGCUUUGUCAGGCAUAGGACAGGAAAUUCCCAGCUUGUUACAUAUUAUGUACGGUGGUUACGGUCUAUUCGAUGGUGCUAUUGGUCUUUCACCCUCCAACCGCCCCAGCAAAUCGGGACUUGAAAGCCUGUGGAUGAAUAUCGCCAGGCAGGACAUCCUUGACGCCCACAUCCUGUCUCUCAAGCCGCCUCGGCCCGGAUCCAGUGAGCUUGGCGAGAUGGCUUUCGGUAUCACGGAAGACUACCAACGCCUAGCCGACCGCUUGGUGCGCAUGAAGGUCGAGAUGAAUUCAGUUUCACGUGAAUUUAUUGAGCCGUGGCAAGUUGAGGGACGGGCGAUUUACAGCGGUAGUAACCAGAUGCAACUCCAGCCCGGCAAUCAUACGGUCAGGUUCAGUACGGAAACUCCACUUCUCUUACUGCCUAAAGAGAGCAUUCGGGACGUACUGAACGCGACCCGCACUAUUGUAACCGACAAUAAGGGCUGGAGUGUGCCCCGUCUCCCCUGUGAGGCGCGAGCCGAUAUUCCGGACGUCACCAUCGAUAUAGGUGGGCAUAAUUUCACCAUCACGCCGUAUGACUUCCUCUCCGAGGUUCGCUAUAGUGAUGGUAGCGUGGAGUGUGCCCCGCAAAUCGGUACAUCGGACGGGAACUUUCUAUUACUCGGGGGGCCAUUCUUGAAGAAAUUUUAUAGCGUUUGGGAUCGAGAUAAUAUGGAGAUUGGAUUGGCCCCGUUGAGCGAGCUGGAGCGUUGAGAAUCUUUUUGAGAGAUAAGAGAUUUGUGGUCUGAGUUGAAUAGCUGGAGGACUAG
Molecule: messenger RNA, 1533 nt
Organism: Aspergillus steynii IBT 23096
Lineage: Eukaryota; Fungi; Ascomycota; Eurotiomycetes; Eurotiales; Aspergillaceae
Product: pepsin-like aspartic protease
Exons: 3
Coding region: 230-1477 (415 amino acids)
Biological process (GO): proteolysis
Molecular function (GO): aspartic-type endopeptidase activity
Source: RefSeq, a predicted model, not a curated record